AUGAGUUCUAAAUCUGUGAAACGCAUCUCAGAAUGUUUCAUCAAAUCACUGCACGACCUCUCACCUGAGGCAAAGCAGCCUUUUCAUUUCACACCCUUCGAGCUGCCAUGCCUCAACAUCAGCUACAGCCAAAAGGGUCUCCUCUUUGCAAAGCCACCACCGUCGGAAAGUCAAGAUUUCUCCAUUACCGCUUACCUGGAUGACCUCCGGCGAUCCCUCUCCGCCACCCUCGAUCAUUUCUACCCCCUCGCCGGCCGUUUGGUCACUAAAAAGGAAGAAAAUCCAGCUUCCUAUGUUAUCUACUUAGACCCUGAAAACAGCCCCGGCGUCAAGUUUAUUUACGCGACGGUGGACACCACCAUAUCGGACAUCCUUCAGCCUGCCGACGUACCUGUGGUUGUUCGUUCAUUUUUUGAUCUCAAUAACGCCAUUAGCCACGAUGGUCACACACUGCCAUUGUUAUCCAUUCAAGUUACAGAGCUUGUCGAUGGGAUCUUUAUCGGUGGAUCUAUCAACCAUAUGGUGGCCGAUGGAACCUCUUUCUGGCAUUUCAUGGGUGCUUGGAGUGAAAUAUUCAAAUCCAAAGAACAAUCUCAUUGCUCAAUCUCUCGACCUCCGGUACUCAAACGAUGGUUCCUCGAUGGAUCUGACCCGAUCAUCAAGCUCCCGUAUACACACCACGAUCAAUUCAUCGAUCGAUUGGAAGUUCCAACCUUUACGGAGAGAUUCUUCCACUUCUCAUCAGCCUCCGUCUCCAAACUCAAAGCUAAAGCAAACUCCGAAUGCAAUACUACUAAAAUCUCAAGUUUACAGGCAGUGAUCGCGCUUUUGUGGAGGAGCGUUACCCGGAUCCGGCGUCUACCAGAGGACGAUGAAACCAAUUGUAGAUUGAUGAUAUCUAACCGCCGGCGGCUGAACCCACCUCUGUCUGAUGAUUAUUUUGGCAACCCAAUUUCUGUACUGAAAGGAAAAGCAACCGUCGGGGAAUUGACGGCGAAUGGGCUUGGGUGGGCGGCUUUCCGGCUACACGAAGCGGUGAUAAAUUACAACGAUAGAGCAGUUGAGGAAAGCGUUGAGUCAUGGAUUAAACGGCCAUUCAUUAUAAAACUAAGUGAGAUGAGCGAUCGAAACUUCAUUCACGUUGGGAGCUCACCGAGGUUUGACAUGUAUGGGUGCGAAUUCGGGCUAGGGAAAGCGGUGGCGGCUAGAAGUGGGUGGAUGAACAAGGGCGACGGGAAGAUAACGAUGUAUCCCGGUCGGGAGGGUGCCGGGAGCAUGGAUGUGGAAGUUUGUUUUGCUUCAUCACAACAUAAGAUGGAUCUUGAAUGCGAUGAGGAAUUCAUAGAUGCUCUUAGGAUCGAAUGA
Lactuca virosa is the source of this 1365-nucleotide messenger RNA. The record is from the annotation of a GenBank genome assembly. Lineage: Eukaryota; Viridiplantae; Streptophyta; Magnoliopsida; Asterales; Asteraceae.